Messenger RNA from Harpegnathos saltator (Jerdon's jumping ant), 1283 nucleotides. Its product is annotated as acyl-CoA Delta(11) desaturase. The transcript is spliced from 5 exons. Gene Ontology annotation, cellular component: endoplasmic reticulum membrane. The record is from RefSeq and is a predicted model, not a curated record. Gene Ontology annotation, biological process: unsaturated fatty acid biosynthetic process. Lineage: Eukaryota; Metazoa; Arthropoda; Insecta; Hymenoptera; Formicidae. Gene Ontology annotation, molecular function: stearoyl-CoA 9-desaturase activity; iron ion binding. The coding region runs from base 32 to 1090 and encodes 352 amino acids.
CUCUAUUAAUAGGCUCUGACAAGAAGCAAGAAUGACGUCGAAUAUAAUCCGCGUACCGGCAGAAAUGCUCUUCGAGGAGGAGACCGUGGCCGAACAACAAUCGAUCGAAACGAUGAAGGAACAGCCCAAAUAUGUCAUCCACAUUAUCUGGCGUUAUGUGAUGCUGUUCUUGUAUCUGCAUAUCGCGAGUCUCUACGGGAUAUACCUGGCGUUCACGUCUGCCAAAUUGGUGACCGUCAUUUUCGCAAUCCUUUUGUACCAAAUAAGCUGCUUUGGGAUCACAGCCGGGGCUCACAGACUAUGGUCGCACAGAUCCUACAAGGCCAAGUGGCCGCUUCGCUUGCUCCUCGUGAUUCUGAACACCACAGCAUUUCAGAACUCCGUGAUCGAUUGGGCCAAAGAUCACAGGAUCCACCACAAGUACAGCGAUACCGACGCCGAUCCGCAUAAUUCCAAUAGGGGUUUUUUCUUUUCGCACAUGGGUUGGCUCCUUUGCAGGAAGCACCCAGAGGUCAUGAAGAAAGGCAAGGCGAUCGACAUAAGCGAUCUCAAGAGCGAUCCCAUGUUGGUGUUUCAGAAAAAAUAUUACGCCCUGCUGAUGCCUCUGAUGUGCUUUAUCCUGCCUACUGUGAUUCCGGUCGUGUGCUGGAACGAGACCUGGACGAACGCUUACUUCAUACCCACCAUCCUCCGCUAUAUCUUCACUCUGAACGUGACGUGGCUGGUGAAUUCGGCGGCUCAUUUCUUCGGCAACAAGCCUUACGACAAGUACAUCAAAGCUUCGCAGAACAAAAGCGUCGCUAUAAUGAUCUCGGGCGAAGGCUGGCACAAUUAUCACCAUGUCUUCCCGUGGGACUACAAGACUGCCGAGUACGGCAACUAUUCAUUCAACAUUACAACCGCGUUCAUCGACUUCUUCGCGAAAAUCGGCUGGGCAUACGAUCUGAAGAGCACUUCCGAGGAUAUGGUGAGGAAGCGGGUGGAGAAAACCGGCGACGGCAGCCAUGAUCUGUGGGGUUGGGGUGACAAUGAUCAGACGCAGGAGGAAAGGAACCAGAUGAUAGUGACGUAUAAUAGCGCGAAGGAUUAGUAGAGUAUGCGUCACGCGUGCGAGAGACUCAGAUAUAAUGUAGACACUUUUUAGCUUAAGGUAGAAGGGCCAUAGAUUUCGAUUAUUUUAUUUAUGCAGAUUCCAAGACAUUUUUCUCGCGAAAGAAGUAAAGAGAGAGAGAGAGAGAGAGAGAGAGAGAGAGAGAGAGAGAGAGAGAGAGAGAGAGAGAGAG